AUGGCAUCCCUCGCAGCCCAAGGCGAGAACACAAAGAGCAUCUCCGCUUACGGAGAAGCUCGCUCGACCGUCCAAGGGAGGGCUCUGGACGCCGAAGAGGUCCGCAAGAUGAACAACUAUUUCCGCGCGAGUCUGUAUCUCUGCCUGGGUAUGCUGUAUCUCCGUGAUAAUCCCCUCUUGAGGGAGCCACUCGCUCGUGCCCAUUUAAAACAGAGAUUGCUGGGCCAUUGGGGAAGUGAUGCCGGGCAGUCAUUUACCUGGAUACAUAUGAACCGGCUGAUUAAAAAGUACGACCUGGACGUUCUCUUCAUCUCAGGCCCCGGCCAUGGCGCUCCGGGCAUUCUCUCGCAGUCAUACCUGGAAGGCGCCUACUCUGAGGUUUAUCCCGACAAGAGCGAAGACACAGAGGGAAUGCAGAAGUUCUUCAAGCAGUUUAGCUUUCCGGGAGGCAUUGGGUCCCAUGCGACCCCUGAGACUCCUGGAAGCAUCCACGAGGGUGGUGAGCUUGGAUACUCUAUCUCUCACGCCUUCGGAACUGUAUUUGACCACCCAAAUCUCAUCACGCUGACAAUUGUCGGCGAUGGAGAAGCUGAGACCGGCCCACUUGCGACAAGCUGGCACAGCACCAAGUUCCUGAACCCAGUCACCGACGGCGCUGUUCUGCCUGUCCUCCAUCUCAACGGAUACAAGAUCAACAAUCCGACGAUUCUGGCCCGCGUAAGCCACGAAGAACUGACUUCGCUGUUUAAUGGCUACGGCUGGAAGCCAUACUUUGUUGAAGGAAGCGAUCUGCAGAGCAUGCACCAGGCCAUGGCAGUCACCCUGGAGGAGUGCGUCAAGGAGAUCAGGGCGGUCCAGCAGCAAGCGCGCUCAUCAAAUAAGCCCUUCCGUCCACGCUGGCCGAUGAUCGUUCUUCGGACCCCGAAGGGGUGGACCGCGCCUAGAGAGAUCGAUGGGAAGCUGCUCGAAGGCUUUUGGCGAGCCCACCAGAUUCCCAUCACCGACGUCCUCACCAACCCAGAUCACCUCAAGAUUUUAGAGUCCUGGAUGAAAGGAUACAAACCAGAGGAGCUCUUCGACGCAAAUGGCACGUUGAUUCCAGAGCUGAAAGAGCUUGCACCCACCGGCGACGCGCGCAUGUCCGCCAAUCCAGUCGGCAAUGGCGGUGUCUUGCGGAAGCCUUUGAAUCUGAAUGAUUUCCAGAAGUAUGCGCUUCGGGACAUCGUCCCCGGCAAGACAGUCAAGGGGGGGAUGGCCAACAUGGCGAAAUUCCUUCGCGAAGUUGUCAGCGAGAACAUGACAAAUUUUCGCCUCUUCGGCCCCGAUGAGACUGAGUCCAACAAGCUUGCGGAGGUCUACAAAGCAGGCAAGAAGGUCUGGAUGGCGGACUACUUUGAAGAGGACAACAAUGGCGGCAAUCUGUCUCCUCAGGGUCGUGUGAUGGAGAUACUUAGUGAGCACACCUGCGAAGGCUGGCUUGAGGGAUACAUCCUUUCCGGACGCCACGGUCUUAUCAACAGCUACGAGCCUUUUGUUCACGUCAUUGACUCCAUGGUCAAUCAGCACUGCAAGUGGAUUGAGAAGUGUCUCGAGGUGGAAUGGAGAGCCAAGGUCUCUUCGCUCAACAUUCUCAUUACUGCCACAUUCGCAUUUAUCUCUCCUCCGGACGGCAACACCCUCCUCUCUGUCAUGGACCACUGCCUGCGCAGUGUCAAUUACGUCAACGUUGUGGUGGCCGACAAGCAAGAGCACAUCCAGUUCUUGUCUAUGGAAGAUGCGAUUGAGCAUGCCACCAAGGGCCUGGGAAUCUGGGAUUGGGCCAGUAAUGAUCAGAACGAGGAGCCAGAUAUUGUCAUGGCGUCGUGCGGUGACGUCUCAACACACGAAGCCUUGGCUGCCACCGCUCUGUUGCGCGAGUAUCUUCCCACGCUCAAGGUCCGCUUCGUGAACGUCGUGGACCUCUUCCGUUUGAUAUCCGAAAUCCAUCAUCCCCACGGCAUGCCGGAUCCACAUUGGAAGGCAAUCUUCACCGACAAUAAACCCAUCCUCUUCAACUUCCAUUCGUACCCCUGGUUGAUCCACCGAUUGACCUACAAGCGGCCGGGGCAGCACAACCUGCACGUACGCGGCUACAAAGAGAAGGGCAACAUUGACACUCCGUUCGAGCUGGCUUUGCGCAAUGGAACCGACCGAUACAGUCUGGCCAUCGACGCGAUUGACUUGAUCGAAUCCUUGGGCAAUACUGGAUCCAGUGUCCGGGAGAAGUUCAUCAAAUUCCAGCUGCAAGGAAAGAAAGCCGCUUAUAACGAUGGUGUUGAUCCUGAGUACAUUCGCAACUGGAACUGGCCUUACCCGAAGAACGCUUAA
Penicillium canariense is the source of this 2367-nucleotide messenger RNA. Its product is annotated as phosphoketolase family protein. Gene Ontology annotation, biological process: carbohydrate metabolic process. NCBI's taxonomy places the organism in Eukaryota, Fungi, Ascomycota, Eurotiomycetes, Eurotiales, Aspergillaceae. Bases 1 to 2367 code for a protein of 788 amino acids. The transcript is spliced from 3 exons. Gene Ontology annotation, molecular function: aldehyde-lyase activity. The record is from RefSeq and is a predicted model, not a curated record.